Lagenorhynchus albirostris (white-beaked dolphin) is the source of this 2234-nucleotide messenger RNA. RefSeq names its product NIPA magnesium transporter 1 (gene NIPA1). Gene Ontology annotation, molecular function: magnesium ion transmembrane transporter activity. Gene Ontology annotation, biological process: magnesium ion transport. The record is from RefSeq and is a predicted model, not a curated record. The coding region runs from base 427 to 1191 and encodes 254 amino acids. The transcript is spliced from 6 exons. Gene Ontology annotation, cellular component: membrane. Lineage: Eukaryota; Metazoa; Chordata; Mammalia; Artiodactyla; Delphinidae.
GGGAGGGGGCGCGCAGCCCGAGCCCCGCCGCCGUGUCGCUCGGCCUGGGCGUGGCCGUGGUGUCGAGCCUGGUGAACGGGUCCACGUUCGUGCUGCAGAAAAAGGGCAUCGUGCGCGCCAAGCGGCGAGACCCAAUCGCUUUGCAGCCGUGCAUCCCACCGACCUGCCCUCUGGUUGGCGCCCAGGCGUCCCUGUCACCCGCACCCACCGGCUGCUAGGGAAAGCUUCCUGUUUGCAGUAUCCCCCGAAUGGUCGGAGCCCAGUGCCUGCUCAGAAGGAGCGACGGGCCUCCCGCCUUUGCCGUGACUCCGGCCUGGGGUGCACUUGGAGGGCAGGACCUGCUGACUUCUCGCCCUGCAGUGGCCACACCAGUGCAGAAGUACCUCCUAUUUAACAGACAUUGUGUGGUGGGCAGGAACAAUUGCAAUGGCUGUUGGCCAGAUUGGAAACUUCCUGGCUUACACGGCGGUCCCCACAGUCCUGGUGACUCCUCUUGGUGCCCUUGGAGUGCCAUUUGGGUCCAUUUUAGCUUCUUACCUUCUGAAAGAAAAGCUCAACAUCUUGGGCAAGUUGGGGUGUCUACUAAGCUGUGCGGGUUCUGUCGUGCUGAUUAUCCACUCCCCGAAAUCUGAGAGUGUGACCACUCAGGCCGAGCUGGAGGAGAAGCUGACCAACCCAGUGUUCGUAGGCUAUCUGUGCAUCGUGCUGCUCAUGCUGCUGCUGCUGAUCUUCUGGAUCGCGCCGGCCCACGGGCCCACCAACAUCAUGGUCUACAUCAGCAUCUGCUCCUUGCUGGGGAGUUUCACCGUGCCUUCCACUAAGGGCAUUGGGCUGGCAGCCCAAGACAUCUUCCACAACAAUCCGUCUAGUCGGCGUGCCCUCUGCCUGUGCCUGGUGCUCCUGGCCGUGCUUGGCUGCAGCAUCAUCAUCCAGUUCAGGUACAUCAACAAGGCCCUCGAGUGCUUCGACUCCUCUGUGUUUGGGGCCAUCUACUACGUUGUGUUCACCACACUGGUCUUGCUGGCCUCGGCCAUCCUCUUCCGGGAGUGGAGCAACGUGGGUCUGGUGGACUUCCUGGGCAUGGCCUGCGGGUUCACCACUGUCUCCGUUGGGAUUGUCCUUAUACAGGUGUUCAAAGAGUUCAACUUCAACUUUGGGGAGAUGAACAAAUCUAAUAUGAAAACAGACUAGGAUGUAACAGGGGGUUGGAUGGCUUGAGGAACAGGAAAUGGAUGUGGCUUCUGGUCCUGAUUUGUCGUGAAGUAGAAGAGACCGUAAAUCGCUGGUGUUGGAGUUGCCUGUAUAUUAAUGGAUGGGCUGGUGGAGAGUGAGGAUGUGUUGCUCAGCACUGGGGUGGGGGCCCAGCCUUCUGUACUCUGAAGUUGCUCAGUGGUUGCCUGGGUGUCAUCUCUCUCUGAUGAGAGGAAUCUUACGUUCAUUGCCAUUAACCUGGAAGCUUUCAUGAAUACUCUUUGCUUUUAAAACACGUCAUCAUUAUUUAAAUAGAAUGGGCCUUUUCUGAUUAGUCUUUGCAGGGGAACAGAUAUUCUUACUUAGAAGCUUACUUUGGAAAUGGGAGAAAUUGUUGUCUUGAAGUCUGACUCUAUAGUAAAUGUGUCUGUAGUUUUUUAAUUUUGCAUUAAGCAUGUAUAACAUUCAGGUGUCGGAUCCAAAUCAGAGGCAUAUACAUUUAAUUGGUUUUAAUCCUCUGAUGUGUUGACUCUCCUACCCCCAACUCCUAGACAUUUUAAUUGCAAACAGAGAGAGAAGAGUGAAUGGAAAUGAUAUACUGUUCCAUUUGCAGGAUGAUUUUCAAUAGCUCAAAUCAAUUUCAGUGCCUUUAUUACUUGAACUAUUCACUUAAUUUGACUAUUACUGUGUGUAUGUUCUCUUAGAUUAGAGUAAUGCAGCCUCCUUGAUUAUACUUUAAUAUUUCACUCUUCAAAACAUAAAUGUUCAAAGCAGUUAGAAAUUAUAGUAUAUUCAUUCACUGGAAGAGAGUCAAGACUAAGGGCACAUUGGAGUAAAUCAACCCUUUCAGCAUGUAGUUAUAGUUCAAUUAAAGACAAUUGACUUAAGUAGCAUGAGGUAUUUUAUUUGCAUUCAGUCUAAUGUAACUGGGAUCCAGUAUUAAAUAUAUCCAUGUUCUCUUUCAGCAAGCAUUGUGGCCAUUAAGAAGAAAUAAAUUAUUUAACUUGAUAAUAAGGCUGUUAAAUGAGAAAGUAACUGUUCAA